AUGGUGCGCAUAACCGAGGAGCUGGUGCGUCGUAAAUCCGAACACAAUGAGCGACUUAUCAGCACCCUGGAGGAGUUGUCGCUGCAUCAGGAGGAUGUGGAGCGCAUUGAGCACUUGCAGAAUUGGUGUCGGGAUCUGAAGAUAUUGUUGCUGCAAUCGAACCUAAUUCCGCGCCUCGAGAACCUGCACAAGUUGAAGCGUCUUGAGUACUUAAAUGUGGCCGUGAACAACAUAGAACGUAUUGAAAACUUGGAGGCGUUGGAAUCGUUGAAUAAACUGGAUCUGACACUCAACUUCAUUGGUGAGCUGACCAGCGUGGAAUCACUGUGUGGUCUCUAUAACCUUCGGGAGCUGCUCCUCAUUGGCAAUCCCUGCACGGACUAUCCCAAUUAUCGCGACUAUGUGGUGGCCACAUUGCCGCAGCUGCUAUCUCUGGACUCUCAAGAGAUUACGCCGUCGGAGCGCUUGCAGGCUCAGCGUCGAGUGAAGGAGUACCGGGCAGUAAUCGUCCAAAGACAGGCGGACCAAGCCAUCGAGCGGGAUGAGCAGCGCGUGCGCGUCGCCGAGCAACAAAUGGCAUUGGCUGAACAGUGCGCCAGUAUUGAGGAUGAGGAAGAGCGGUCACGUACGUUCUGGAACGCCAAGAGCGAACAUUGUCCGGAGAUCCGCAACGAAAUCGCUCGACAGCACAAACUGGGCCGACAGAAAAAUGAAUCGAAGCCCCCAGAGGCGACCAGCAAGAGGACUCCCAAUCUAUUUGCACCAUGUGGACGACCUUACAAUCUAAAUCAGGCCAAGUUGCCCUUCAAUUUUCAGGACGAGGCUGAUCAAUACACGCUUCAGCUGGAGGUCUACAAAUACUUGGACACGUCUCUUAUCGAUGUGGAUGUGCAAACUAACUAUGUGCGUGUUACGGUCAAAGGUAAAAUCUUUCAGAUAGCUUAUAACGAGGAGGUCAAGCCGGAUGAGAGUAAAGUGACACGUUCCCAGAUCACCGGCCAUUUACUGGUUCAGCUUAAGAAGGUCAAGCCCAACGAACUCUUGAUCUUAAAGAAACCGGCGAAAGCUCAGAAGCCGCCGGUUCCGGGUUCUGUGCCAGCUACGGAGCCAUGUGGCGUUGUGGAUAUAAACAGCAUUUGCGUGCCACCCGAUCUGCCCGAUUUGAUUUAAAUUUUAGAAUCCAGCAUGAUGCAGAGAUGUCUAUAUAUAUGUAUGUUUGUUUUUCUCCUUUUUUUUGUAUAUAAAUGUAGUUACAUUUUAUGCAUGUCUGUAUGUAAUGUGUGUGAAAUAUGGUGAUGUAUGUAACAUAUAUAUAUACAUAUAUGCUAUAUAUAUAUAUAUGUUUAUUUUAAAACCAAACUUCAAAACGAAUAAAACAAAUGAAAUGCAACUAAAACCAAUUUCUGCCAGGGAAUAUGUCAGACAUACAGACCGC
This is a messenger RNA of Scaptodrosophila lebanonensis, 1435 nucleotides long. RefSeq names its product protein tilB (gene tilB). Gene Ontology annotation, cellular component: cytoplasm. The record is from RefSeq and is a predicted model, not a curated record. Gene Ontology annotation, biological process: outer dynein arm assembly. Gene Ontology annotation, molecular function: protein binding. The transcript has 5 exons. NCBI's taxonomy places the organism in Eukaryota, Metazoa, Arthropoda, Insecta, Diptera, Drosophilidae. Bases 1 to 1170 code for a protein of 389 amino acids.